CGUCUCUGAACCUUCCUCUCUGAGUCUGUUUCUGUCACAGUGAAGAGUGGAGACGAAGCUGAGCGGAACAGGAUGCAGGCUAUCAAAUGUGUGGUCGUGGGAGAUGGAGCGGUGGGAAAAACAUGUCUUCUCAUCAGCUACACAACCAAUGCCUUCCCCGGGGAGUACAUUCCUACAGUAUUUGACAACUACUCAGCUAAUGUGAUGGUGGACAGCAAGCCAGUCAAUCUGGGACUCUGGGAUACAGCUGGACAGGAAGACUAUGACAGGCUCCGCCCACUGUCCUACCCACAGACGGAUGUUUUCCUGAUCUGUUUCUCCCUGGUGAGCCCAGCAUCCUAUGAGAACGUCAGAGCUAAGUGGUACCCCGAAGUUCGCCACCACUGCCCCUCCACACCCAUCAUCCUGGUGGGCACCAAGCUGGAUCUGAGGGACGAGAAGGAUACCAUUGAGAAGCUGAAGGAAAAGAAGCUGGCACCAAUCACCUACCCUCAGGGUCUGGCUCUGGCCAAGGAGAUAGACGCAGUGAAGUACCUGGAGUGCUCAGCCUUGACCCAGCGCGGUCUGAAGACUGUGUUUGAUGAGGCCAUCCGAGCUGUGCUUUGCCCCCAGCCCACCAAAGUCAAGAAGAAGCCCUGCUCACUGCUGUAAAUGGACCAGGAAGAGGAAAAGGAGAGAUUCAGACUGAUGACCUGAGGUUGAAGAAGAUUUUAAAGUUCUGUUUAUGUUUCCAGUAGAAAACUACAACUAGAUUUCCACUGGUUAAAAAAACAAUGCUUGUGCAGUUAUAACAAAAUGGUAGCAAACCUUUGUACAGCUUACUUAGAGACUGAUUUUUGAAGUGCAUUAUAAAAACUGCACUAAAUUUCCUCUGUAAAAUACACCAAUUUAUCAGAAGAAAUCACUAUAUGUGGAUGCAACAGACUGCCCCAGUUGACACACUAUAGACUCACCCUGUUAGCUUAAAUGUACUGUAAGACCAGGAGCAGAAUGUACCAAAUUCCUGCACACCAGACCACACCUCACUGCUCUCAGGUGUCUUGUGCAGCUUCAAAUAAUGAUAAUAUUUCUUACUGAGUGCAAAGAUGCAAUAAGAUCGCUUCAUAAUGUCUUACAAGUGUUGUACUGAGAGUGAUGAACAACGACAAAACAUAAGAAUCAGGAAUGUAGUUUUUGUAUGAGCAGGGAGCAGAACAAUGUUGUAUUUGAAUAAAGGUUAUUAAGAAACGUUUUAUUUGUUGUGAUAUUAAAAUAAAAGACAUUUUAUCAAGUAAAA
Epinephelus lanceolatus (giant grouper) is the source of this 1276-nucleotide messenger RNA. It is a transcript of the gene rac2, whose product is annotated as Rac family small GTPase 2. The record is from RefSeq and is a predicted model, not a curated record. Lineage: Eukaryota; Metazoa; Chordata; Actinopteri; Perciformes; Serranidae. Gene Ontology annotation, biological process: small GTPase-mediated signal transduction. Gene Ontology annotation, molecular function: GTPase activity; GTP binding.